This is a messenger RNA of Setaria italica (foxtail millet), 5659 nucleotides long. RefSeq lists its product as uncharacterized. The transcript has 34 exons. Gene Ontology annotation, molecular function: RNA binding; tRNA (guanine) methyltransferase activity. Gene Ontology annotation, biological process: tRNA methylation. Lineage: Eukaryota; Viridiplantae; Streptophyta; Magnoliopsida; Poales; Poaceae. Bases 52 to 5508 code for a protein of 1818 amino acids. The record is from RefSeq and is a predicted model, not a curated record.
CCCCCGCUGUUGUCUCCGGGCUCCGGCCGGCCAUCCGCCUCCGCCUCCGCCAUGGCGUCUCCUCCCGAGCGUACAGUGGCCGCCCUCGAGAGCUGCUUCCGCGCCCUCCCGGCGGACGCCGUCCCCGCCGUAGUCGACUGCGUCCUCGCCUCCUCCGCCUCGACCUCCCCCGCCCAGCUCUUCCACGCGCUCCUCCGUUCCCCAGCUUCCUCCGAGCAGCAGCAGGGUCUCCAAGCCCAGUCCGACCGUCAUGCCUCCAUCUCCCACGCCGCUGCGCUCCGCCAUUUGCUCGCGCGAUUCGACAACCGUCCUAAGGCUAAGGAUGCUAUGCGCUUGCUGCUGUGGAGGGUCUUCCUGCCACUGCUCAGGGAUACCAUCGAACCCAACCUUCACCAGGUGGUUGCGUUUAUGUGCGAUGCAAUCUCCGACACUGGAUCCUGGGACCUGCUAGGAGCUACCAUAGUACCAUUCUGCAUACGAUCAUCUGUUGUUGCCAUGGGCUUGUCCGCAGGUCAUGACUCCAUGCUUUACCACAGUAUAACAGAAGCAGAUUUUGCUGGGGAUAGUCUGGCCCCAAUGCUAACUCUCUCCAAGGCGAGCAGUGUGUUAGCAUCGUUGCUGCGGGACAUAUUGGAGAGAAGAAGGACCGUCCUCAGCGUGGGCCCACUUAAUUCUCAGGAAGUUGCUGUUGAUCUAGAUGCGUUGGUGCAGAAUUUGACAUGGGACCUCUCCACGUUGGUAUUCAAGAUGUUUGCACAUGGUCAAGAGUAUCGAUCUUGUGCCACCCGCACCCUUCUGCAGCCUCUGCUCAUCUCACUUGCUGAUAUUCCCUGUGUCACUGUAAUGCUUGGUGCAGUCCAGCAUAAGCUAUCCAGGUUUGGUUUCCUAGAACGUAUAUGGGAUUCCUGUAUUUCUCUAUUUUCUUUGGGGCGUGGCGAGCGUUUGGAUGCAUACAAUGUACUAUCUUUAUACUUGUCAACACUCAAAUUGGGUCAUCAAGUCGCCAUCUUGGGAGCUGACAAGCUCCAGGAAUUUGACCUUAGUAAUGUCAGUGAAUUUUGGAACCAGCUGCGCAAGGGACUGGUUGACAAGGAUUCUUUCGUGAGGAAACAGGCCUUCUACGUCUUGACAAUAUCACUUAGCAUCUUUACCUCUUCUUCUCUAAAUGAUGGAAACCACCAUUGCUCCAGCAAGAGAUUAGCUGCUUUGCCUGCUCAAACCAAAUCAAAUACUGCGACAACAAAAAGAGAAAGGUGGGCUAGCAAAGAAGCUAAGUCCCUAGGCGUUAGACAGACGGAUCAAUCAGAUGAACGCUGUUCAAAUGGUCAAGGUCGGUGGAAGGUCUUCUUGUUACUCUAUGAGAUGCUCCAAGAGUAUGGGACACAUUUAGUUGAAGCAGCCUGGAUGCACCAGGUGAUGCUUCUGUUUGAGUCUACACCACAGACUGACUAUUUAAAUCACACCUCCCAUGGAGCCUUUCAUGCUCAGAUGGAAUCUUGGGAGGGAAUUUUGCACUGGAUGACAGUUUUGUGGGAGCGUGGGUUCACUCACGAUAAUCCUCAAGUGAGAUGCCUAGUUAUGCAAUCCUUUUUGGAUAUUUCAUGGGAACACUACAAGGUUUGCGCUCAGAUAAUCCCAAGAGGUUUUGUGCUCGGUUCUCUGAUACGUGGUUUGAAUGAUGUAGUUCACCACAAGGAUUUCGGCGUUGUUGGUAUCUAUGAUUCAAAAACCAUAAAAGGCGCAGAGAGCUUUUUCAGCACUUAUGCCCAGAACCUGACAAGACGUGAUCGUAUUCAUCUUGUUUGGAGCCUGGCAUCUGCUGCUAAGCAUGAUUCAUUUGGCCGAGCAGGGCUAAUGACUCUUGCGUCAUGUGUUGCUUCAUGCACAUGUCAGUCAGAUAUAAAUGAUGUGCCAUGCGCUACCCCUUGGAAAGAACCGUCAAAAUGUGAUGGGGAUGUACCUACAGAAGUUAGGUCUGAAGAUUUAUUAGAUGCCUUGUGGAUUCUUAGUGAGAGGAGUAAACAGCACUUUAAUCCAAAGUAUCGUCUGAAAGUUUGUGAGCAGGUUAUCAAAGUUGCAACAUCGCUGAUAAAUGCUGCUGAAGUUCCUCUUAACCAACUUCUGCAUUUCAUUUCUACAAUACCUCGAGAGUUCACUGAUUAUUUUGGACCAUUGAGAGUGAUAGUUCAGGAAUGGUUUGUUCAGAAGAAAGAAUGUUCUCCUGGUAACACUUUGUUGAGCAAGCUUCUUGAUUUCCCUACCACAUUCGUGAAGCACAGCAAACAGGAUCAAGGUUCAAAUUUGUUUGACGAUGAGGACGUGAAUGCAUGGGAAGCUGAAGCAAGGAGGUGGGCCAGAACUCUUCUUCUUGUAACCUCAGACGAGCAACAUUUGAAGCGAAUUCUAGGGUUUAUAGAGGCACAUGGCUACAAGCUUUCACAGCAAAGCCCUGUUGGAGACUGCGUUCCCAUAAAGUUUUUCAUCAUCCUUUUGAGCUUCAUUGAGGAACUUGAGGCAAGGCAGAAAAAACUUGUUUGCCAGAAUAAAACCAUCUUGAAAGGAGGUUCAGAUAGAGCAAAUGGAUUAGAACUCCAUGAUCUCAACAAAAAGCUUGCAGAAUCAUUGUCUCUAGUUUUGGAAACCAUGGUGGUCUUCAGCAAGCUAUCUUGCUCAGUUUUCUGGUUGAAGAAUAUAGAGAACAUGGAUUUGCCAUAUUCUGUUAAAGGAAAACUUGGAGGCCCAAGUCAGCGUCGUUUGGCUACCUCAAUAACCUCUUCAGUAUUGCAGGGUAUUUGGUCAAUGAGGUGUAUUAGUUCUGUUGCCUCAUGGUGUAACCAUUACAACUCUGGUGAUUCUUUUUUCCCCACAUUUUCCUUUCUCUGGGACUUCUAUUGGAAAGUUAUUGAACACUCCACUAAUGCCACUGAGACCGGAGCUGAACUUCACUUGGCAGCUUAUGAAGCUCUAGCCUAUGUUCUAGAAGCUCUAUCUACUGCUCGCAAUUCUCAAUAUCUGGAUUUGGUGGAAACAGAGCAAACAAAUCAAGCCAGAAAAUUUUCAUUGGAUAUUUCUGUCACCACUUUCCUUAACAACAUCAACCGUCUCCUUACGGAUGGAAUUCUGACACGUAGCAGACGAGCUGUUCUAAUGACUUGGAAGUGGCUUUGUGUAGACUCCCUGCUAUCCAUUUCGUGCUGCUUUAGUGACAAUAAAUCCAAGCUGAAGAGAUUGGAUCCUUUAUUUUCAUAUUCAACCCUCCGAUGCAUCUUUCUUGAUGUUAUCGAAAGCCUUGAGAAUGCUGGUGAAAAUUCUGUCUUAUCCAUCCUGAGAUGUGUGAGAUCUGUUUUGGGACUCUUACACUCGAGCAUGGACAAUAGAAAUUUUACAUCUAUAGGCAUCAGUUAUGAGACGAUGAUGCAAUUAGCAAAGUCCUCCUGGAUCUUGCACCUUAGUUGCAACAAACGACGAGUGGCACCAAUUGCUGCACUGCUAUCUGCAAUAUUGCACCCUGCUAUCUUUUGUAAAUUGGAAAUGCACCAGACAAAUGAAGAAGGGCCAGGCCCUUUAAAAUGGUUUAUUGAGAAUCUUCUUAAUGAAGGUUCAAAAAGUCCUCGAACUAUUCGCCUAGCAGCUUUGCAUUUGAGUGGUCUUUGGUUGAUGUACCCGGAAACUCUUAGAUUUUAUAUGGAUGAACUGAAGCAACUUUCAUUAUAUGGAUCUGUGGCAUUUGAUGAAGAUUUUGAAGCUGAACUCUCUGAAAACCAUGAAGCAAAAUUUGAGGUUUCAAUGCUAGCACAAAGUCCUGAUCGUGAAUUCACAGAGGUGUUCAUUAAUACAGAAUUAUAUGCUCGCGUUUCAGUUGCUGUUCUCUUUCAUCAGCUUUGGAAACAGAUCAAAGAAAAGAAUAUAUCGGGAACUGAAGAAGCUCUUCAAUCUGGCAAACUAUUUCUUCUAAAACUUCUGGACUCAGCGGUGAAUGACAAGGAUCUUUCAAAAGAACUCUACAAGAAAUACAGCAGUGUACAUAGGCGUAAAGUUCGUGUGUGGCAGAUGAUAUGUGUUUUAUCGCACUAUGUAGAAGACGAUAUAGUUGGAGAAGUGAUAUUGAGCACUCACACCUGUCUUUAUAGAAAUAAUCUGCCCGCUGUCCGGCAGUACUUGGAGACAUUUGCUAUCCUCUUAUACUUAAAAUUUCCAACAUUGGCAAAGGAACAACUUAUUCCUAUUUUUCAUGACAAAGGGAUGCGACAACAGGCACUGUCGUCUUAUGUUUUUAUAGUAGCAAAUGUGAUUCUUCAUUCAAGGCAGCUGUCCGUCCAGAGAAACCACCUAAAUCAACUGCUUCCUCCGAUACUGCCGUUCUUAACAUCCCAUCACCACAGUUUACGUUGUUUUACUCAGCUACUUGUCCAUUCAGUGCUAUCAAGGUUGUGGCCUACUCUAUAUCUCGAAACUUCAGAAGAUGUAAUCUUUGAGAGGAGGUGCUUUCAAGAAUUGAAAGAUUAUCUGGCAGAAAAUUCUGACUGUGUGAGGCUCAGAGUUUCAAUUGAAGGUUUCCUUGAUGUUUUUGAUCCCAAUGCUUCUGGGACUCCGUCGGGGAUAUUUAGCACUCGCCCUGAGGUAUCUGAAUUUGAGUGUGUUCCUGUGUCAGUGAUGGAGCGUGUGAUUGAAUUCCUGAACGAUGUGAGAGAGGACUUGAGACAUGCUAUGGCAAAAGAUACAGUAACAAUCAAGAAUGAGGGUCUCGCGGUGGAAGGGCACGGCGACGAGGAUAAAAGUGGUGAGAAAGUGUCUGUGUUGUUACAACCUGGUUGUCAAGAUGCACUGGACUUCCAGAAGAAAAUAACGCCUCGCAGGGACUCUGAGCAAGCAUUGAACUUGAACGCCAGGGACCACUCAAGAUUAAUUUCCGAGAUUGAGGAAGAUGACCAGCUUUUCAACCUAGCACUAGAAGCAAGAUUGCACGCUGCGGAAACGAUCAAGCAAAGCCAGCAAGAACUGAUUGUAGUGGCAUCACUGGUAGACCGCAUACCUAAUCUUGCGGGUCUGACAAGAACAUGCGAGGUCUUCAGAGCAGCUGGCUUGGUUGUUGCCGACAAGAGCAUUCUUCUGGACAAGCAGUUCCAACUGAUCAGUGUGACUGCUGAGAAAUGGCUGCCCAUCACGGAGCUCCCGGUGGACAGCGUGAAGGCGUACCUGGAGAGGAAGCGGGCCCAGGGGUACUCGGUGAUCGGGCUGGAGCAGACGGCCCACAGCAGGCCCCUGGACCGGUUCGAGUUCCCCCGGCGGACGGUGCUGGUGCUGGGCCGGGAGAAGGAAGGCAUCCCCGUGGACAUCAUCCACAUCCUGGACGCGUGCGUGGAGAUACCGCAGCUGGGCGUGGUGAGGUCGCUCAACGUCCACGUCAGCGGCGCCAUCGCCGUGUGGGAGUACACGCGCCAACACAGCCAGCAGCCACGUCCGUCCUCGGGUGUUUUGACUCUACUGAAUGCUGAUGCCACGUCAUGAUCAUCAUCUGGGCCAAACAUUCUGAAUACUGCAUGAACUGCAAUGCAGUUACCUGUUUUGUUUUAGGUACUUGCCUUUGCCUUGUAACUGGUGACACGGGCACUCAUAUAGGUACUAAUUAUUAAUAAUUAUUGCUGACAAGAUUACAUCA